CACGCGUAUACGUGUCCUCUUUUUGGGAUUUCAGAAUAUGGUCAGCCUAGAUGACCUUUAAAGCAGCAUUAAAAGGACCUCUCAACCCCUCCGCCCAACAGCAGUGAAUACAACUGGAGUGCAGGUUCAAAACAGAAGCUUUUUCGACCUGAACCUGUUCAAAAAUCAGAUUUUUUUUCCCCCCUUUUCCCUUGAAAAACCUUUUGGGUUAUUGAAAGAAAUGAGUUGCAGUAAUAGUCUCGCUCACGUGCAAAAAGUGGUGGAGCAGCUUCGGGUGGAGGCCAGCAUGGAGAGAAUUAAGAUCUCGCUGACGGCUGUAGAUUUGGUGCAUUACUGCCAGGACCACAGACGCACUGACCCUCUGCUCACUGGAAUUGCAGCCUCCUCCAACCCAUUCAAAGAUAAGAAGUCCUGUGUGCUGCUUUAAGACACCAAGUAACUACUUUAUUCUUCUGCUUUGUUGAUGUCAGAAGUGUGUCUUAAAUGAAAAGAUAAGGUGCUUGUGCUGCAUGCUCAAUUUGUCAUUUGAGUGCACUGAAAAACAGUAAGAACUAGAUAUUCCGAUAUUGCCCAACUCUUAAUUAUAGAUACCGAUAUCA
Molecule: messenger RNA, 599 nt
Organism: Entelurus aequoreus (snake pipefish)
Lineage: Eukaryota; Metazoa; Chordata; Actinopteri; Syngnathiformes; Syngnathidae
Product: guanine nucleotide-binding protein G(I)/G(S)/G(O) subunit gamma-7-like
Exons: 3
Coding region: 221-427 (68 amino acids)
Biological process (GO): G protein-coupled receptor signaling pathway
Cellular component (GO): heterotrimeric G-protein complex
Molecular function (GO): G-protein beta-subunit binding
Source: RefSeq, a predicted model, not a curated record